AUGGCUACAGUAAAAAGAUCGUUGACAAGGUUUGAAACACCUGGAUAUUCACGACAGCAGAACUCUAAAUUAAGUAUAUACAGGAUGAAAUAAGACUCAUAAAGUCAAGAACAAGCCAAAGAGGCACGCUUGGGAUAGCUCAUCUCCCUUGCCUACCUUGAAAUCUCAUAAAUUUCACAAGGAAUUAUCUCCACUCAGAAAUGCAUGUUUUGGAAAAUAAGAAAGGAUCUGCUUGCAGGGUAACAUUUUCUCAGCAAAAAGGGUCCCUCACCGGUUCUAUCGAGAAGACUCUUGGCACUGAGCAAGCCCCAAAGCUUUGCAAGAACAAAUCCCAAGCCAGCAUGACUGGGCUCCUUAGGAAGAAUAAAGGCCGAGAUCUGAAAGAUCUAUAUGGAUCGAAAACUGGGAAAAAGUUAAAGAAAAUUAUUAACAGUAAACUUGAAAUUCGUAAAAAAACUUGAAGAUAUGAAAUAAUCAGAAGUCUCAAAAGAGAAGAAUCAGCCAACAACACUAGCGCUAACUUUUCAUCUCAAAGAAAGGGCAUUACCACAUGUGAUACAGGGACUAACCCUGAGAGGACUCUAAAAUGUGAGAAAUGCCUGAGUAAAAACCAACUAUCAAAAACCUUCUGCUCCUGAGAUUCCUCUCUAAGCCUCGACUACUACUCUCAAUCUGACCCAAAUAUUACAUAUAAGCAGAUAUUCUCCUUAUGCGAUCAGCUUGAAUUAAAUAAGAAGCUUGGCCUUGAAGAAGUUACAUGAAGAAUUUCACAAGUUAAAGAAAUCUUCCUCGAUUGAGCCACUAUCAUACAAGACCUGAUAAGGAAGUAUGAUGAAGAACAAGAGAGACAGAAGGAAAGAAGCCAGAGUAUUCUAGUUACCAAAUCAAAAGAGAUAUUAAAGCUUACUAAAACUGUCAGUGAUCUGACCCAGAGCAAUGAUAGUUUAAAGUAAAAGAAUUGAAGUCAUGAAAUCGACUAUUUCACGAUCAGAGAGUUCUAUUUCCCUAAAGCGUGUGAAUGAAGAACUCGAAGAUAGAAUCAAGGAACUCACUGCUAAAAUUAAGUAUGUAAGACAGCGAGAGAAUAAAGUGCUCUACCUCUUCUACUGUGCUCAGGAGCAAGGUAUUCCCUUGCAGGAUCUUUAUGAGGAUAAAAUCAAAAAUAUCCCAACUGAAAGAUUUGAUGGCAUGAUUAACUCAGAAGCAUCCCAAGUAGAGAUAUCUCACAAGAAUUUCCAAAAUGAAUAUGAGGUGGUUUAUGAUUCGGUUGACGCAUUCAGCUCUGCCCCAUCAGUCUCAUGUGAAGCCAGCUAUGAGCCAAUAGCUACAGGGAAACCUAAAGAGGUAAAGAAGCCAGAAUGAAUAAAGACAUUAAAUUUUGAUGGGCUCUCUGCAUAUCAAGUUAGUCCCACGGAGCAAAAUUCUAAUAAAACUAAAGAAUUUUCAGAUUUCUUAAAAGGGGAUUUCUUUGUCAACAUGAAGAGCCUGUCUCGCUUUGGUGAUGGAAAGAAUGAGAAUGGUUCACAUCAAAAGAUGCCUUCAAUAAUAGCUCCAGAGUGAGACUUCAACAUAAACAUAACUAAUGUGUCUAAAUAA
Messenger RNA from Moneuplotes crassus, 1596 nucleotides. The record is from the annotation of a GenBank genome assembly. Lineage: Eukaryota; Ciliophora; Spirotrichea; Euplotida; Euplotidae.